AUGACACUCCGCGUCCUCAUCAUCGGCGCCGGCACCGGCGGUCUCGCCCUCGCACACGCCCUCGUCAACUCGCACGCCGACGUCUCCGUCACCGUCUUUGAGCGGGACCGCACGCGCCGCGACGGGCUGCAGGGGUACCGCGUCGGCAUCUCGCCCGAGGGCGCGCGCAGCCUCGCCGCCUGCGUCACCCCCGCCCUCUUCACGCUCUUCCAGCGCACCGCCGCCGCCGCCCCGGACUGCUUCAACAUGGUCACCGAGCAGCUGCGGGAGCUGCUCAGCAUCGACGGCUUCGCCCGCGCCUCGGCCGACGGCGUCGCCGCCGAGUACUCGGUCAGCCGCAUGACGCUCCGGCAGCUGCUCCUCACGGGUCUCGAGGACCGCGUGCGCUUCGACUGCCGCUUCACGCACUAUGAGCGCAGCAGCGACGACGAGGACGGCACGGUGACGGCGCACUUUGCGGACGGCAGCGUCGCCGUCGGCGACGUGCUCGUCGGCGCCGAGGGCACCAACUCGCCGACCCGCAGGCAGUACCUCCCGCACGCCGUCCUCAAGUCGUCCGGCCUGUGCGGGCUCGGCACCAAGGCCCCGCUUACCGAGGAGACGCGCGCGCUGCUGACGCCGCGGAUGCUGCGCGGCGUCACCAUGGUGCAGGCGCCGCGCGGCGACAGCACCAUCCUUCACGUCAUGGAGUUUCCCUGGGACGCCGAGCACGCGCCGGCGCCGACCCCGGGGAGCGUCGGCGGCACCGACGCCGCCCUGCUCGCCGCCUGGCCCGGCGCCCAGUUUGACAACACGCGCGACUACAUCCUGCUGGGCUUUGGCGCGCACCGCGACCAGCUGCCGGCCGACGUGCUCGCCCUGGACGGCGACGCGCUGCACGCCCUGCUGCUGCGGCGCACCGCCGCGUGGCACCCGCACCUGCGCCGGCUGUUUGCGCUGGCCGACCCGCGCACCUGCUUCGCCCUCGACAUCCGCACCACAGAGCGCCUGCCGCCGUGGCCGAGCAGCAACGUCGCGCUGCUCGGCGACGCCAUCCACACCAUGACCCCGGGGCUCGGCGUCGGCGCCAACACGGCGCUGCUGGACGCACGCAUCCUCGGCGAGCAGCUGGCGCGCGCCGCGCGCGGCGAGGUCGCCGUCGUGGAGGCCGUCGCGGCGUACGAGAAGGAGAUGCACGGCUAUGCCUGGGAUAGGGUGGAACAGUCGCUCGAGAGGUUCAACAAGGACGAUGCGAUUUACAAACCGGGCAUCACGGGCUGGUUGGCCAUGAUGGCCAUGCGUACCGGGCUGAGACUGGUCAAUGCCGUUCCGCCGUUGAAGAAGAAGGUGGCGGCGCAGAUGGAUCGUCAGCGUGGGCAGAUGGAGGAGCGGUCUUAA
This is a messenger RNA of Cordyceps militaris CM01, 1377 nucleotides long. Its product is annotated as FAD-dependent monooxygenase. The transcript has a single exon. NCBI's taxonomy places the organism in Eukaryota, Fungi, Ascomycota, Sordariomycetes, Hypocreales, Cordycipitaceae. Gene Ontology annotation, molecular function: FAD binding. The record is from RefSeq and is a predicted model, not a curated record. The coding region runs from base 1 to 1377 and encodes 458 amino acids.